AUGGUUUCUAAUUAUCCAUUUUAUGGGAACCUGAAGAGGUACUGGGUGAGGAGACGGUACCACAGGCUGGAUGGAUCAGUCAAAAACCGAAAGAGUAUGAAGGUUGCGAGGCUCGGCGACGGUCGCCGCCGGCGCUUGUGGAAGAUCAAAGCCAUUCCAAAGCUGCGUUUGAAGAUAGCGUCGCCACUGAAGCUGUGGCAUAAGCUCAAGGAUUCUUAUAUCAACAUGAUGCUUAAUUUGGCGGGGAACGUGGGGCAGUUGAACAACGGAAAUGCGUUUGGCACCAAGCGGAUUCCAAAGGCUAGGAAAGUUCCUGUCGUUUACUCCAACGAUGAGUUUGAGAACAGAUUAAUUUUCGAGAUUUACAAGGCCUUGACGGCGUCGCGUGAACUAGGAGGGACCAUAGGAUCAUCAUAA
Malania oleifera is the source of this 417-nucleotide messenger RNA. RefSeq lists its product as uncharacterized. The transcript has a single exon. The record is from RefSeq and is a predicted model, not a curated record. Lineage: Eukaryota; Viridiplantae; Streptophyta; Magnoliopsida; Santalales; Ximeniaceae. Bases 1 to 417 code for a protein of 138 amino acids.